Nerophis ophidion (straightnose pipefish) is the source of this 2551-nucleotide messenger RNA. RefSeq lists its product as uncharacterized. Lineage: Eukaryota; Metazoa; Chordata; Actinopteri; Syngnathiformes; Syngnathidae. The transcript is spliced from 2 exons. The coding region runs from base 74 to 1297 and encodes 407 amino acids. The record is from RefSeq and is a predicted model, not a curated record.
GUCCGGCUCACGUCGGCCUCACUGAAUAUGUGUGGUGGUCAAGCUAGCGCCAUUUGCCCUCUCGCCAAGAAACAUGCCCUACGCUUGCGUGGUCUUCGGCUGUUCGAACCGUUCCAACCGCGAGAAGGACAAACGUUUCUUCAGAGUCCCCCGGGAGGUGACCAAGGAGGCCGGGAGAGUGCAAGGCUUUCGGAAACGACGACGAGAAAGAUGGCUGUCGAACAUAGCACUCAAGUCCAAGGGAGCUGAGUCCAAGAACGCGCGCGUCUGCAGUGACCACUUUGUCAGAGGGCAACCUGGUAAUCUCUACGACGAUCAAGACGUGGACUGGGCUCCGACGGUGAAGAUGGGUCACGACACGGUCAAGGAGAAGCCCAAAACGCGAGACGGAAGAGGCAAGACGCAGCAAGAGAAACGUAAACUCAUCGAGGGCGCCGAGGCCUUGCUCGACUUCCACAAAGUGUUGAGGAUGAAAAUGGAGACUCCGGAACCAGAACCGGGGGAAACGGACGAGGGUUCAACUCAUGUCAAGGGACACGAAAUAGCCUGUCAGACGGACUUUGCCGAAGAGAUGGAAACUACAGAACCAGAUUCAGAGGAAAUGAACCAAAGUCGAACUCCUGUGGAGACCCGUGAAAUAGCCUCCCAGACGGACCUGAAGGCAGACUAUAUUACCCGCAUGGAAGAUGAGCUGAUAAGCUUGAACUCUGAGCUCUAUGGGCUGCGGGCCAAGGUACUGGAAACAGCUUUGACUAAGGAGGGAUUUGAAAGAAGCGAUGCCAAGACUAAGUUCUACACGGGCUUUCCCAACUUCCCUGCUUUGAUGCAACUGUUCAGCUUGUGUGAGCCCUACAUCUCUGUCAGUCCAAUGUCUUCUCUGGACAAAUUUCAACAGCUGCUUUUAGUGUUGAUGAGACUACGACUCAACUUGCCAAUUUUAGAUCUGGCGUACAGAUUCCAGAUUUCACAACCCACAGCUUCCCGGAUUUGUAACAAGGUGCUUUCUGUGUUACAUGAGCGACUUCAGUUCUUGAUUGAAUGGCCUGAAGGAGACUUGCUCAGACCUCCAAUGCCCAAGGUCCCCGAAACAGAUCCAGGGGAAACCGACAAUAGUUCAAUUGAUUUGGCCGCUUUGAGAUCUUUGUUGAAAGACCUUCAAACUUGCCUGAUCGCGCACAGACCUGGUCAAACUACAAGAACCUCAACCCUGCCGAGUUUUGAAUUGGUCUCAUGCUCCGAGGACUUGUUCGAUUCAUUUCUCGAAUCUGGGGAGGUGGCGUCGGUGACAGGGAAAUGACUGGAGAAAGUGGAGUUCUGACCAAGUUUGUGUCAGCUGACCGUUGAUUUGUUUCUUACUGUGCAACUUUAGAAAUCCCUGUGUUCUCUAAAGGGAACUUCAAUUCUUCCUCGAGUGGCCUGAAGGAGACUUGCUCAAUUGCCCAAGGUCCACGAACCAGAUCAAAAGGAAACUGACAAUAGUUCAAUUGAUUUGGCUGCUUUGAGAUCUUCGUUGAAAGACCUUCAAACUUGCCUGCUAGCACACAGACCUGGUCGAACUACAAGAACCUCAACCCUGCCAAGUUUUGAAUUGGUCUCAUUCUCUGAGGACUUGUUCGAUUCGUUUCUAGAAUCUGGCGAGGUGGCGUCGGUGACAGGGAAAUGACUGGAGAAAGUGGAGUUCUGAACAUGUUUAUUGUGUCAGCUGACCGUAGAUUUGUUUUUUAAUGUGCAACUUUAAAAAUCCCUGCGUUCUCUAAACGGAACUUCAAUUCUUGAUCGAGUAGCCUGAAGGAGACUUGCUCAAAGCUCAAUUGCCCAAGGUCCCCAAACCAGAUCCUGGGGAAACUGACAAUAGUUCAAUUGAUUUGGCUGCUUUGAGGUCUUUGUUGAAAGACCUUCAAACUUGCCUGCUAGCACACAGACCUGAUCAAACUACAAGAACCUCAACCCUGCCAAGUUUUAAAUUGGUCUCAUGCUCCGAGGACUUGUUCGAUUUGUUUCUAGAAUCUGGGGAGGUGGCGUCUGUGACAGGGAAAUAACUGGAGAAACUGGGGUUCUGGACAAGCCUGUUGUGGAUUUGUUUUUUUUAUAAGUGCCUGCGUUCACUAAAGGGAAGUCCUAGCUGUCAUCCUAUGUAGACAAAGAAACCAGGAAGACAGCUGGUGUCGGAUUAUGUGGACCGAGUUGUUGGACUGGUCUGGAGGAAGUGUCAAGACUUCACAGAGUAGAGCAAUGAACUUUGUUUGAGUUCUUUGCUUAAUCCAUUCCGUAGUUUAGUCGUAAAAAAUCUAUAGAUUAGCCACAUACUUUUUAUAAGCCACAAUCAUUUCAAGUUUUGAAUUAAAUCCUGGAAGAUGGUAAAGGAUAGAAAAGCCCUCAAAUUAUUGCCUUAUUGGAAGACUUAAUUUGUUUGAUUGAUUGGUCCACGUUAAUCAAUACAUGGUAAAAAAAAACAACAACAAAAAACAUUGGUUUUACAUGCAUAUUUUUUUGUAUUUUAUAUUGUUACGUUGUCUCUUACUUUACUUAAUUAAAAAAAACAUUUAUAAUA